Messenger RNA from Solanum stenotomum, 411 nucleotides. Its product is annotated as ninja-family protein AFP3-like. The coding region runs from base 1 to 411 and encodes 136 amino acids. NCBI's taxonomy places the organism in Eukaryota, Viridiplantae, Streptophyta, Magnoliopsida, Solanales, Solanaceae. The transcript is spliced from 3 exons. The record is from RefSeq and is a predicted model, not a curated record. Gene Ontology annotation, cellular component: nucleus. Gene Ontology annotation, biological process: negative regulation of DNA-templated transcription; signal transduction.
AUGCAGAAAGCUAAAGAAAACAUAGGAACUUCAAGGAAUGUGGCGAAUGAAAAUAUGAAGCUAAAUUUAGAGCUUUCAUUGAAUGGUGGAUCGCAAAGAUGUGUUGCUUCAAGUGUAGCUGAGGUUGAAACCCAACAACCACCUACUCAAGAGAAAAAUAAUAUUGCUACAGAGAAGUUCAGAAACUUCAUGCUCAACAAUAUGGCUAUUGUCUUCACAAAAGGUGAAGGACCAAAAAGAAAGAAGACUGAAGGACUUUUAUACUCAUUUAAGAAGAGAGAUGAAGUGAAGAUAGUUUGUCUUUGUCAUGGUAAUUUUCUAAAUGCAGAAGAAUUUGUCGAACAUGCUGGUGGAGGUGACGUAGAAGACCCUUUAGAACAUAUAAUUAUUGAAGGAAAACAGAUUAAGUAG